Messenger RNA from Penicillium verrucosum, 342 nucleotides. RefSeq lists its product as uncharacterized. The record is from RefSeq and is a predicted model, not a curated record. The transcript has a single exon. The coding region runs from base 1 to 342 and encodes 113 amino acids. Lineage: Eukaryota; Fungi; Ascomycota; Eurotiomycetes; Eurotiales; Aspergillaceae.
AUGGCCCUGUCGGGAGGCUGUGUCUUGAGACCCUGGGACGCUUGGCUACCACAAGGAUUGAGGAUCAUGCACAGCGGGUCGUACACCAACCCCUCCAUUAGAACCCACAGUGACACAAGUCCUGCCUACGGAUGGGGUUUAGAAGAAGAAAGUUGCCGCCAAGCAACUGGCCGACGCGCAUCCCACCGGGUCAUCCUUGGCAUUCUAGGCAUGCAUCGGAGACUAAGUUGGUCUGCAGUCGGCUUGGUCUGCGGCCCCGUCCAACGGAAACACCAAGACCGCUAUGCACGCCAUGUGACAGUGGAUAUCCUUAUCUCGCCUCAAUUCCUGCAGAUUCCUUAG